Nothoprocta perdicaria is the source of this 2727-nucleotide messenger RNA. It is a transcript of the gene PLEKHB2, whose product is annotated as pleckstrin homology domain containing B2. The record is from RefSeq and is a predicted model, not a curated record. The transcript is spliced from 7 exons. Lineage: Eukaryota; Metazoa; Chordata; Aves; Tinamiformes; Tinamidae. Gene Ontology annotation, biological process: regulation of cell differentiation. Gene Ontology annotation, cellular component: membrane. The coding region runs from base 33 to 707 and encodes 224 amino acids.
CUUUGCUCUUCCCUGCUCUAGAUUAAGCAGCAAUGGCAUUUGUGAAAAGUGGAUGGCUGCUCCGGCAAAGUACUAUUUUACGACGUUGGAAGAAGAACUGGUUUGACCUGUGGUCUGAUGGCCGUCUAAUAUUCUACGAUGAUCAGAAUCGUCACGAUUUAGAAGAUAAAGUCCACAUGCGAAUCCAUUGCAUCAACCUCAGAGUGGGGAAUGAAUGUCGAGAUUUCCAGCCUCCAGAGGGGAAGCAGAGAGACUGUUUACUGCAAAUUGUUUGUCGUGAUGGGAAGACAGUCAACCUCUGUGCAGAGAGUGCAGAUGACUGCCUGGCAUGGAAAAUGGCUCUCCAGGAUGCCAGAACAAACACGGGUUAUGUGGGAUCUGAAGUGAUGUACGAUGAGACGGCCAUUUCCUCAGCGCCUCCUCCCUAUACGGCAUAYGCUACACCGUCACCCGAGGUUUAUGGCUAUGGCUAUGACCAGUAUAGCGGUGGGUAUCCCCCCACUGGUCCUCAAGUCUUCUAUGCCUCCAAUGGACAAGCCUAUGCUGUUCCCUAUCAAUAUCCCUACCCAGGACCUUAUGGCCAGCCCCCUGCAAACCAUGUCAUCAUUCGAGAACGUUACCGCGACAGCGAUGGAGAUCUUGCACUGGGCAUGCUUGCAGGAGCAGCAACUGGAAUGGCCCUGGGAUCAUUAUUCUGGGUUUUCUAGAUUCCUUAGUUUCUUAUUGUUGUAGGUCCAGAAAUCUUUAUUUAAUUCUGCGUGCAAUAAUAUAUUGGCAAUGUUGUUUACUGUUAAACUUUAAGAAAUGCAAUAGUUAUUUUUCAGUAGUGACAUCUUAAUAACUGAUUCUUAACUGUCCUAAGGAGAGUUUAAAGGCACCAUUUAGUUGAAGUGGUUAAAGAUGGCAUGUGCUGCUCUUGAAGUCUGCUGUGAUGUUCGCAGUCUUAAGGAUUUGUACCAAUACAGAUCAAUAUUAGCACUAACAUAAUAGCAGUCACUAGGUUUAUGAACAGCUUUAUGUUUAUAAACACCCUAGAAACACUUCUUUUGUCCAAAUAUAAGGUUUAUAGGAGUCUUGCAUUAGAGUGCACAUACUAUUGCCUUCCAAAYGUUCCUCCGACAGACAUGCAGCCUCAACGUGUACUCCUCAGCACUAGGUGGACUGUCACACUUGACAUUUUUUUAGCUUAAAACCUGCCUGCAGAUGGUAGUGUAUUUUUUUUAUAUGGAGUCCUAUAUAUAUUUAUUAACACUAUCUGGGCAGAUUAGACUUUUUGAGAAUGUGUAAUUCAACUGCUCAAUAAAAACACUCCACAGUUCUUUCAUUCUCCCAGAUAAUGUGAAUGACCAGUGGCAAGAAAUAGAAAUGCUUGCUCCCUCUUUAUCCUGAAUCACUCUUCUCUGGUCAGACGGAAGCAAUGAAACUUCAGCUUCUGAAGUUGUCCUCCGUGUCUGUACCAGCUGCUCUGCUGAGGACGAGGCGCUUGGCUGGUGUGUGUGCGCCUGUUACUGCUGCCACUCUGCAGGGUCUUCUCUGUGGGAGAGGUACUGUGAACAACCCUUGCCCUGCUGGGCCUGGCAGAGCCCCUUUGCGUGCAGUCAUACAGAGAGGGAAGAGAAACAGCAUAACAGCACGGGCAGACCUUGCACACAGGCACUUUAUUAUCAGCUGCCUUGCCAUGGCUGGGAUAGCMCCUACCUCUGGGCCUGCAAGGUUUCCUGCACCAGAUUCAUGCCUGCAAGUAGAUAGGAGCACAGCUGAGGCUGCUCCUAUGCGCACUUUCCCUCGCAAGAUUUGUUAAGAAAACACCCCCCAAGGAAGCUGGCUGGCUUUGCUCGUGUGCCUGGUUCCUUGCACGGCGGCUGCUGUGCUCCAGGCUCUCCCUCAGAGCUGCGCCGUGGCCUGGCACAUUGUCCUGUUACRAUCCACGCUGAGCUGUGCUUUGCAGAGCAAAGAAAUGCACGUGCUUUCAUAAUUAGCUACAAGAGGCAGGGUGCCUAAGUUGUGUUCUUUAUAGCAAGAGGACUUAUUUUUAUACUUGCACUUUUAGCUUCUGGUAAUCAUAGUUUCAAUAAUAUAAGGCUUCUUUUUAAGUAUCUUUUAGAAAUAGGUUAAUUUUCUCAAGGUUUCUCAAGGGCUUAUGGUAUGUCAGAAAAGAUGAAAACAGAUGGAAGCUGGCACCAUAUAAAUUUAGACCAACCUUCAAACAAGCUUUUACAUUUCACCCUCAAGUUGCCUUGGCUGGGCCCGUGGGUUGAGGCAAUACAGGUCCCCGACCACAGUCUGGACAGAAACCAAGGCAAGCCCUAAGUUUUCCUGACUCUUGCUACCAACGUGAACAAAUUGAAACCAUCGAAAGGAAACACACAGGUUAUCUUGACUGCAUUAUUAACUGGGGACCUGAUGCAAGCUUCUUCCAAGAAACCUUGGAUGGGAACUGCAUACCUGUGUGCAUGCAGGUCCUUCUGCAGAUGAAUAGGAGAUGCUUAUGUUCUGCUAACAAUACAUACUGAAGGACUUUAUUUGUUGAAGGUUCAAAAGAGGACUAAAGCAUAGAGUCUCCAAUUGCUAGGUCAAAAGGAAGGAACUGGCAAGAGACUUAGUACCCUUGAGCUCAGAGGAGACUGGGACUUAAGUGGACAAACCUUACCAACCUUUUCAAGCCUUGAUAUAACCUUGAAGCUGGUUGUGCAUCUGCUGUUUAGAGUCAUUUGAGCUUUGUACUCU